AUGGCCGAGAGCAACCUGUCCGGCUUCCCGCAGCAACUGUCUGUGCAAUCAUGGAUAUUGUACGGCAUCGGCAUGGUCAUGAUCUUACUCCGCACAUACGCGCGAUGGCAUCGAGUCGGAAGCCUAAACGCCUUUGCAGCAGAUGAUUGGAUCAUGGUAACAGCCGUACCAACCUUCUACACUGGGCUGAUUGUAUGCUUGAACACAAUCGCAACGGGAGGUGGAAGUAACCUCUUUCCACCAGAGCUGUUCUCUACGUUCACUCAAGGAGAGAUCGAUGAGCGAAUCAAAGGAUCGAAGAUCGUCGUCGUUUCCGAGCAAUGUAUGCUCAACGUUAUAUGGUCCUUGAAAGCCUGUAUGCUGUUCAUGUUUGCUCGUAUGCUGACCGGAACAACGAACAUGAAGUGGAUCAAAGUGGCUGCACUAUGGGUCGUUAUCGGCUGGUUCGCUGUCCAGAUUACUUUCUUCAGUGCAUGUCGCCCAUUCGUAGGAUACUGGGCAGUGCCGCCUCCAAAUCCGCAAUGCACGACUCUUGAGCACUUUGCGAUAGUACAGGCAACUUUCAACAUAAGCAGCGAUGUCCUCAUCAUCGCUGUGCCGAUACCGAUGAUCAUGUCGCUUUCACUUCCUCUGAAACAGAAAGUCGUGCUGGGCAUACUAUUCAGCAUGGGUAUCUUCGUUAUGCCUGGCCAGAGCUCGUAUGGAUACGGUAAUCUGUCUAGAAGCAAGCGCCAGAGCCGUGCCCGCACCUUUACAAACCUCAGCUCACACGACGUCGAGCUCGCUUACGAUAUCAAAUCUGGCAUUACAUCGAUACAUGCACCUGGGCAGAGAGUACUAGGAAGCGAGAACCCCUUCGUGGAAAGAGAGGAUAUCCAAAGGAGCGACGACAGGAAAGAUCUGGAAGCGGGGAGUAGUCGGAAGGGAAUGAAUGGCGUAGCCUAUAUGGGCGUACACAUUGAUACCGAAGUAGAGAUUCAGAGCGACCAAUGGAUGGGGAGUAGGUUGGAGUUGGCGCAGUCGAGAGUAGUUCGGUGUGAAGGUCCGGAGGCGCAGGCAGGAAGAUGA
Messenger RNA from Alternaria arbusti, 1068 nucleotides. RefSeq lists its product as uncharacterized. The transcript is spliced from 4 exons. The coding region runs from base 1 to 1068 and encodes 355 amino acids. NCBI's taxonomy places the organism in Eukaryota, Fungi, Ascomycota, Dothideomycetes, Pleosporales, Pleosporaceae. The record is from RefSeq and is a predicted model, not a curated record.